AUGAGCGACUCGAGCCUCUCCUCGAUCUCGGACGGCUCCGACGUCCUGCGCCUCUUCAGCGACAGUGACACCGACACCGACACCGGCGCCGGCACCGGCACGGCCCGCGGCGAGCGCCCCGAGCUGGCCCGCGCGCUCCCCGACACCAGCGGCCUCAGCCGCGAGGCGCUCACCUGCAAGGAUGGAGAAGUGCUUCUGUAUUACUGUUACUGUGAGGUGAAGGAUCCAGAGAAGCUCUGUGCAUGGCAGAAGGCCCUGUGCCAGCACCUGCAUCUGACGGGCAAGGUACGAGUUGCGUCAGAGGGAAUUAAUGGAACAGUUGGUGGAAGCAAAGUUGCCACUAAUCUCUACAUCGAAGUUAUGCUUUCCCAGCCACUGUUCAAAGACAUCUUGUGUCGAGACGAUUUCAAGAGCAGUGCGGGAGGAGCUCACUGCUUCCCAGACCUUCGAGUUGGAGUGUUUGAAGAAAUUGUACCAAUGGGCAUUGAUCCGAAAAAAGUCUCUUACAAAGAAACUGGAAUCCAUCUGUCCCCUCAGGAAUUUCAUAAGGAAGUGGAACAACAUUUGUCUCAGGCCAGUCAAGGACAAAGUGAUACUAUUUUACUGGACUGUAGGAACUUCUAUGAAAGUAAAAUAGGCCACUUCCAGGGCUGUCUGGCUCCAGAUAUCAGGAAAUUCAGCUAUUUCCCAAGCUAUGUGGAUGAAAACCUGGAGCUUUUCAGGAACAAGCGUGUCCUGAUGUACUGCACAGGAGGGAUCCGCUGUGAAAGAGGCUCUGCUUAUCUACGGAGCAAGGCGGUGUGCAGAGAGGUGUACCAGCUCAAAGGCGGGAUUCACAAGUACCUGGAAGAGUUCCCAGAUGGAUUCUACCGGGGGAAGCUGUUUGUGUUUGAUGAUCGUUACGCCAUUUGUUCCAAUGAAGAUGUAAUCUCAGCGUGCAGGCACUGCGCGGCGCCGUGGGACCAGUACAGCCUGUGCUCCAGCCAGCACUGCCGGCAGCUCGUGCUGGCGUGUCCCCGCUGCCGCGGCGAGGGGCUCACAGCGUGCUGCGCGCUCUGCCGCGACAAGGAGCGCGCGGCCGCCGCGGGACAGGCGCCCAAGGAGGAGUGCGAGUGCACCAGGAGGCGGCCCCGGGUGCCCAUCGAACGGGUCUCGCAGGGCACGCUCGCUGAUGAGAAAGACUGAGCUGUUUGUUGAGCUCGCCUCGCGUCUGGCACCUUCCCUAACGCAAAGGACUUCCGAAACCAGAUCCUUCCCCGUUACUGCAGUUAGGUUUGGAUAUCACACACAACGAUUCGCUGGCUUGAGAAGUCUUGCUCCUACCCUGCACUUAUACUGAGUCUGCCUGAAAAGUGCCCAUUGCUGUGGUGUAAAUGACCAGAGUGUCAAUACAUAAUCCUGAACCAUUUUUCUCCCUGUAUGCAGUCUUGCACAGUUCUUCUCUCCUGGGGAGGAAGCAGAAGAACAGAAUAUGUGUUGGGGACACAGCUGUUCGUAGUUUGAAAGAAACUCAACAGCCGCAAGAAAAUUCCAUGCUGUUCCCCUCUUAAAUUACAGGUGUGCAUGCGUGGAUCUGUCUGACUUCUCCAUUGAUCAAGGAGCUUCACUAGCUAGUGAUAGGGCGAUGAAGACAACAGGUGUUUUAAUUUCUGUUGGUGUGAAGCAAGCUCCAGGCCUUGACUCCUGUGUAAAACCAGCUAAAGGCAGCGUGAGGCCCCUGGGGGCCCCUGUCCUAAAUGGAGCAACGUUGGAGGAGGUGUCCUGCCCACAGCAGAAAUAACCCUCGUUAAGAUGCUCUGCCUUCCAAGGAACUGUCCAUACCCCUCAACCUGUCACUAUGUGAAAUAUCCAGGGCUCAGCUCUGCUUGCACGAGGGAAAAAAAAGAGUCGACAGCCUGAAGUGUGUUGAAAUUGAGACACCAGUGGAGAGCACAGGGACUGCCAAAGCACCCGUGUGAGGGCACUGGAAGUGAGUGCUGGCAUCAGGGCAUAAACACCUGCAACAGCUACGAGAAGGUCAUGUAUCCAGGCUGAAUAAUCCGUGCUUUGGGGAGCCUUUGUGCAUGGAGUUUUUCAAAGCUCUAAGAUGUUCGUGCAUUUCCAGCUUCUGUUGGCGUGGAGAUCGUGUCUGACUUGGAAUCUGCAUCGCAUGAGCUCUAAAUACUGCCUGCUGCUUUGUGUGCUGCACAACGUACCCAAAGGUUUUAUUAGUACUGUGGGGGAUGUGUCAUGACUGGAAAAAUCUUUGAUUCUUAUUCUGGUUUUUGGUACUAAGUCAUUAGUCAUUAGGAAGGGAAAAACACUUUUUAAUUAUCUCCUUAGCAGCUAAUGCUUUUGAAGACAUGGAAACGACUUACUCGGGCUCCUACAGUUGCUCAGUGUCAGUUAGGGCAAUGUUACUUUAAUGCAGCUUAUAACCUUCCCCCACAGGGCUACAAAUCCAGCACGGUCUCACUGGAGGCUGCAUUGGCAGCUAAAGACAGGGAUACUGGUUCCAUUAAAGCCAUUGCAAGGCAUUUCUCCUUCUUGCAGUGCUGCCAGCGAAAGAAGCUGCUCAAUAAUGGUCUUUAUAACAGUACCUUUCAUAAAGCAAGGCUUGUAAACUAAUCAGUGUGAACACUGGGGAUCUUUCCAGGACGGCAUUUAGAAGCAGGAAUUCUCAGUGUGAUCCAGACCAGAGUAGCAAUCAGGAAACUCCUAUCAGGAGGAGGCAUCUUCAGCAGGAGAUGGGGCAGGAUCCAGGCUGCCCUGGCACACUGCUUCCCAGGUCCUGCUCUUCAGCUUCCCUGUGUGCCUCAGAGACCUGGAAUAUUUGUGGUAAACCGUGCAUGGACAACCAUGCAAGCUCCAUGCGCACACCUGGACCCAACUCUGAGGGAGGAGCCCCGGUUUUACAUCCUUUUUUUCAGAUUAUUAGGCUAAAAAGCCCACCGCUUUGUACUUUAAUCUAGCAGUGAGCCUGGAAAACUGUAAUCCCUUCGGAAGGCUGUUUUUAUGCAGUGUGUCAGUAAAGGAUGGCAGGGAGCUAGGCGGCAUUUACACGUGAGGGUCUGAAAUCACUGAUUUCAGGGACAGACGAUGCCCAGUGUUUUGUCACCUUCGGCACAACACAGAGAUACGGGAGGCAGGGCCCACACGCAGCCUCCGGGAGCUCCUCACACCUGCACGGCCUCCAUCCCUUCCUACCCCAUCCCUUCCCACAGGAGCCCACGGGCGGCGGAUGCUCCCUCUGCAGGUCAGCACGUUACUUUCCGUGGGGACAAAGGCUGCUCUCUCCUCUCCAUCAGUCACCUCCCUGCUCACCUGGCCCCUUCCUGCUGCCAGGGCCAGGCAGGUCUCAGCCACGACCCAAGCCGUGAGGUUGCGUUUCCUAAAUCCUGACCCUCUGUGUGCUCCCGCUUCGGAGCAGAGCUCAUGGUGAGCGGGAAAGAAGCCGUGGUGAAACACUUUAUUUGACACUGCUCAACACAUUUAUUAAGAUUUGAAGAGAUCCCCACAUUGCUGACAGUAUAAUGUCAUUGGUCAGAGUUAAACGCUCUGUGUUACUCGUG
Molecule: messenger RNA, 3551 nt
Organism: Nothoprocta perdicaria
Lineage: Eukaryota; Metazoa; Chordata; Aves; Tinamiformes; Tinamidae
Gene: TSTD2
Product: thiosulfate sulfurtransferase like domain containing 2
Exons: 9
Coding region: 1-1185 (394 amino acids)
Source: RefSeq, a predicted model, not a curated record